CCCACUACCCCCUCCCAUUUCUUCCCAAAUUCUCCUCUCCUCCUCCGCCCCUUUCUAGGGUUUCCAUUUCGCCCUCCUCCCCGAUGGUUUGAUUUGCGUAUGGGGGAGGAAAAGGAGUCAUUUUUCUGCGUUUGAAACUUACGGGGGUUUCUAUUAGGAGAUCGGAUUCUUGUCGUGACCCAACGGAUUUGGUUGUUUUUGUUGUCGAAAUCAGAGAAAAGAUCCGAUUUUUGCGGCCUCAAAAUCAAUUGGAGAUCUAGCGAGUAUUUGGAAGGAAAGGUCGAAUCUAUCUGUUUCUGGGCCUUUGUUUUCCUCAAUAAGUGUCUUCCUCUGCUGCGGCCAUGGAUACGGCCUCGUCCUACUGGUGCUACCGCUGCAGCCGCUUCGUCAGGGUCUGGCCUCACGAUGCCGUCGUCUGCCCCCACUGCGACGGCGGAUUCCUCGAGGAGGUGGGGAGCCCUCCGCGUUUCGCCGCCUUCGGCGGCGAUGCUCGCAGGCGACGCUUCCCUGCCGCGGCGAGGUACAUGGUGAACGACGAUGCCGCGUCUGCCGGCGCCGCGCGCCCCCACCACCCGCAUGCCGACCUUCGUUUUCGCCGCCACCGCCGCACCUCCGUGGGCGACCGCUCCCCCUUCAACCCGGUCAUCGUCCUCCGCGGCCCGGUCGCCGGUGGUGGCGGGGAUCCCGACCGCGCCCCUGCUGCUAGCUUCGAGUUCUACUACGACGAUGGGGCGGGAUCCGGCCUCCGGCCCUUGCCCGAAAGCGUGUCGGAUUUCUUGAUGGGCUCGGGCUUCGAGCGGCUCCUGGAGCAGCUCUCCCAAAUCGACAUCCACGGUAUUGAUGGCGGCCGGGCGUGCGAGCACCCGCCCGCAUCGAAGGCUGCCAUCGAGUCGAUGCCCACCAUUGAGAUCGCCGCCGGCCAUGUUAAGAUGGAGACCCACUGCGCCGUCUGCAAGGAACCAUUCGAGGUCGGUACCGAGGCUCGGGAGAUGCCCUGCAAACAUAUAUACCAUCAAGAUUGCAUCUUGCCAUGGCUUUCGCUCCGGAACUCCUGCCCUGUGUGCCGCCACGAGAUGCCCACAGAUGUGCGUGAAAUGGGUGCGGCGGAGACCGACGGUGAUGAACAGGCUCCCAUGGGUGGGAACACGGACGAUUUGGUCGGCCUCACGAUAUGGAGGCUGCCGGGGGGUGGGUUUGCAAUUGGGAGGUUCUCAGGGGGGAGAAGAGCGGGGGAAAGGGAGCUUCCAGUAGUUUACACAGAGAUGGAUGGUGGAUUCACCAUCGGUGGUGCACCUAGAAGGAUCUCAUGGGCCUCUAGAGGGAGUCCGUCAGGGGAGAGAAGAGGAAUUGGUAGGGUAUUUCGCAAUUUCAUCUCAUUUUUGGGACGCUUCCGCUCAUCUUCUUCCGCUUCUUCAAGAUCAAGUUCAGAUUCUGGUUCCACUGUUUCACCAAGGAACCGCAGAAGUUUGGUCUUCAGUAGGAGUUCACGAAGGCGCAGCUCUAGCUGGGCAAUGGAAGAUGGGAGUAUUAGAGCAAUUACAAGAUGGUGACAGAGGAGACAGAGGAAAAAGUGGAAGAAAAAUUGCCUCUUUUGUCUAGUUUCAAGUUACAAUAGUUGUAGCUAUCCCUUUGUUUUUUCAUGUAAGAGGAGGAAAAUAGGAUCAUGACAAAUGGAGAUCAUUGUUUUUUCCUCCAUAAUUCCAUUGUAAGUAGAAUAUUUCGGGAAAAAAAUUGCAGUUUCUUGCUAUUUGUGAUCUCUUUUUUGGACUUGGAAUUAAGCAGCUCUAGUUUUUGAGCUGGACUUUGUAAUAUUAGGAAGGUACAUGCUCUGUGAAUAAUAUAGAAUUCAUCUUUUAUAUU
Molecule: messenger RNA, 1860 nt
Organism: Elaeis guineensis (African oil palm)
Lineage: Eukaryota; Viridiplantae; Streptophyta; Magnoliopsida; Arecales; Arecaceae
Product: E3 ubiquitin-protein ligase RDUF2
Biological process (GO): protein ubiquitination
Cellular component (GO): cytoplasm
Molecular function (GO): ubiquitin protein ligase activity
Source: RefSeq, a predicted model, not a curated record